Acanthosepion pharaonis is the source of this 1023-nucleotide messenger RNA. The record is from the annotation of a GenBank genome assembly. NCBI's taxonomy places the organism in Eukaryota, Metazoa, Mollusca, Cephalopoda, Sepiida, Sepiidae.
AUGGAAUAUCUUUUGUUUCCUCCAGUCAUCAGUUUCACUAUUCUGUUUUCAUGUUCACAUUAUUGUCGAUUUCCAUUAGAAAUAUUAUUUUCUUCUUUCCUUUCUUCUUUACUUCACUGCUUUCAUAUUUCCUCCUUUCGUUUCCCUUUUCUCUACCUCUCUCAUUUUCUUUCAAUCGUUCUAUUUCUACCGACAUUACUAUCCUUUCUUUUCUUUUCGCUUUUUUUUUUCGGCACUCGUCUCUCAAUUCCUAAUUUUCUUUCCGUUUGUUAUUUCCCAUUUUCCAUUGCAAUUUGCUUCCUUAACUUCUUCCCUCGUCUUUCUUUCUUUCUUUCUUUCUUUCUUUCUUUCUUUCUUUCUUUCUUUCUUUCCAUACACCCUUUUUCUCAUAUCAUUCUAUUUCUUUCUUUCCCACACUUUUGUUUCUUUAUUUCAUUUUCUUUCUUCUUUUGUUUACAUUUGUCUUCCUUUGCUUCCCAUACUUUCAUUUCUGAUUUUUUUUCUUUAUUUUUCUUUUCUUUUCUUUCUUUUACCCAACUUUUUUUUUUUUUUCCAUUCUUUUUGUUUCACCCUCUAAUUUGUCAUCCUCCUUUCACUCUUUUACGCCAUCUUUCUUUCUUUCUUUCUUUGAUCCAUUUCAUUUCUUUUCUUAUUUUCUUCUUCGUGUUAUCUCCCUUUGUUCUUCUUUCUUUCCUUUUUUUCUUUCUUUGUCUCUUUUUUUCUUUCUAUCUCUCUUUUUUCUUUCUUUCUUUCUUUUUAACCCCUAGCAUUCUAUUUGCUUCCAUUUUGUCUUCCUUUCUUUUCGGGUUUUUUUUUUCCUUCCUUUCAUUUACUUAUCAUUCUUGUUUCACUUUCUCCCACUUACAUUUCUUUCUUUCUUUCUCUUUCCUUUUUUUCUCUCCAUUUCAUGGUCAUUUUACUUGCAAGGCAUGUUUUGUCACCUUUUCUUUCUCCACGCCUUCUUUUCAUUCUAUUUCCUUUCCUUUCUUUUUUCAUUCUUCUGCUUUCCCUCUUUUUUCUUAA